AUGGCGGCAUCCCUGGACUUGUUCGAGCCCCUCACACCCGCUGAAGUAGACCUUGUGCUUCAGCUGAAGGAGGCUAUGGCGUCUACGGUGGAGGAGGGCGGCGUCAGCCACACGCCCUGGCACGGCGCCCACCCGCCCUGCAAUGACCUGCCCUCGCGACGCGGCCGCAGGCAGUGGAGCCUGCCCAAGGCCACCAAGAUGCUGCAGGCAACGCUUCAGUGGCGCCUCGAGACGCAGCCCCACGCUAUCACGUGGGCCCAGGUCGAGGUGGAGGCGGGGUCGGGCAAGAACUUUGUGUCGCCGCACCCUGACAGGGACGGCCGCCCCGUCGUCACCAUGAGACCCAGGAACCAGAACACCGGGGACGAGAAGGCCCAGGUGCAGUUUCUGACCUACUGCCUGGAGCACGCCUCGCGGCUCGCAGACGCGCAGCGCGUGGGCAAGAUGACGUGGCUGAUUGACUUUGUGGGCUACUCCAUGAGGAACGCCCCCAGCGUGCGCACCAGCGUGGAGGUGCUGCACGUGCUGCAGAACCACUACCCUGAGCGCCUGGGCUGCGCCGUGUGCUACUGCGCCCCCAGCCUCUUCUCCCUGACCUGGAGGGCUGUGUCCCCGUUCAUCGACCCCGUCACCAAGAAGAAGGUCGCCUUUGUGGAGAAGGCCAAGGCCGGCCCCAACCCCUCAAAGGCCGCCGCCACGCCCGCCUCUGACGCGGCCGACGCCGACGUGAUCGUCGACGGCGGCGGCGACGGGGCGGCGGUCGGCGGGCUGGAGGCGCGGUUCCGGCUCGAGCACAUUGAGGAGUGCAUGGGGGGCUGCCUGAAGGGGUCGCUUUUCGACCUGGCAAAGUACAGGGCGCGCAUGAUGGCGGAGGAUGCCCAGGUGGCGGCCGCCAUUGCGGCCAUCUCCAUGGGCAAGAGCGGCGGCGGCGGCGGCGCGGUGCUGGGUGUGGAGUCGCUGUCAUCCUCCAUGUCUGAGCUCAGCACCGGCCCCGCCGGCGCACUCGCAAACUGA
Monoraphidium neglectum is the source of this 1014-nucleotide messenger RNA. RefSeq lists its product as uncharacterized. Gene Ontology annotation, molecular function: phosphatidylinositol transfer activity. Lineage: Eukaryota; Viridiplantae; Chlorophyta; Chlorophyceae; Sphaeropleales; Selenastraceae. The coding region runs from base 1 to 1014 and encodes 337 amino acids. The transcript has 8 exons. The record is from RefSeq and is a predicted model, not a curated record.